This is a messenger RNA of Mirounga angustirostris (Northern elephant seal), 2552 nucleotides long. RefSeq names its product reticulon 4 receptor like 2 (gene RTN4RL2). The coding region runs from base 320 to 1582 and encodes 420 amino acids. Gene Ontology annotation, molecular function: signaling receptor activity; protein binding. The record is from RefSeq and is a predicted model, not a curated record. Lineage: Eukaryota; Metazoa; Chordata; Mammalia; Carnivora; Phocidae. The transcript has 3 exons. Gene Ontology annotation, cellular component: extracellular matrix.
GCCGGGGCGCACGGACCGACGGACUGACGGACUCGCGCGCUGCCUGCGCUGCUGGGGGGCGCCGGCACGAGGCGUCGACGGCCAGCUCCAGCCCUCCCAGCCCCGUCGCGCCCCGCCCCGUCCCGUCGGGGCCGAUGGCUCCUCCCGAGGCCCGCAGCCCGGGGGGCGCAGGGUAGAGCGCCGCGGCCGGGCCACACAGCCCGGGGACUCCCGGGCCCUCCCGGAGCCCCGCGGAGUCCCCGCCGUCCGUCCGGCGGGCUCAGGGAGCUAGAGGGAGCGCCCUCCCCCCGCCGCCCCCUCCCCCGAGCGUCGAGACAAGAUGCUGCCCGGGCUCGGGCGCCUGCUGCAAGGUCCCGCCUCGGCCUGCCUCCUGCUGAUGCUCCUGGCCCUGCCCCCAGCAGCCCCCAGCUGCCCCAUGCUCUGCACCUGCUACUCAUCCCCGCCCACCGUGAGCUGCCAGGCCAACAACUUCUCCUCCGUGCCGCUGUCCCUGCCGCCCAGCACGCAGCGCCUCUUCCUGCAGAACAACCUCAUCCGCACGCUGCGGCCCGGCACCUUCGGGCCCAACCUGCUCACCCUGUGGCUCUUCUCCAACAACCUCUCCGCCAUCUACCCGGGCACCUUCCGCCACCUGCAGGCCCUGGAGGAGCUGGACCUCGGCGACAACCGGCACCUGCGCUCUCUGGAGCCCGACACCUUCCAGGGCCUGGAGCGGCUGCAGUCCCUGCAUCUGUACCGCUGCCAGCUCAGCAGCCUGCCCGGCACCAUCUUCCGCGGCCUGGUCAGCCUGCAGUACCUCUACCUCCAGGAGAACAGCCUGCUCCACCUCCAGGAUGACCUGUUCGCGGACCUGGCCAACCUGAGCCACCUCUUCCUGCACGGGAACCGCCUGCGGCUGCUCACGGAGCACGUGUUCCGCGGCCUGGGCAGCCUGGACCGGCUGCUGCUGCACGGGAACCGGCUGCAGGGCGUGCACCGCGCGGCCUUCCGCGGCCUCAGCCGCCUCACCAUCCUCUACCUAUUCAACAACAGCCUGGCUUCGCUGCCCGGCGAGGCGCUGGCCGACCUGCCCGCGCUCGAGUUCCUGCGGCUCAACGCCAACCCCUGGGCGUGCGACUGCCGCGCGCGGCCGCUCUGGGCCUGGUUCCAGCGCGCGCGCGUGUCCAGCUCCGACGUGACCUGCGCCACCCCCCCGGAGCGCCAGGGCCGCGACCUGCGCGCCCUCCGCGAGUCCGACUUCCAGGCGUGCCCGCCCGCGGCGCCCACGCGGCCCGGCAGCCGCGCGCGCGGCAACAGCUCGUCCAACCACCUGUACGGCGUGGCCGAGGCCGGGGCGCCGCCCGCCGACCCCUCCACCCUCUACCGAGACCUGCCCGCCGAAGACCCGCGGGGGCGCCAGGGCGGGGACGCGCCCACAGAGGACGACUACUGGGGGGGCUACGGGGGCGAGGACCAGCGGGGGGAGCAGACGUGCCCGGGCGCCGCCUGCCAGGCGCCCCCGGACUCCCGCGGCCCGGCGCUCUCGGCCGGCCUGCCCACCCCUCUGCUUUGCCUCCUGCUCCUGGCGCCCCACCACCUCUGACUGCGGUGCUGAGACUGAAGAGGCCAGUGUGUCCGUCGCCCGCCCCCGCCCCCCGCUGCGGCUCGGGCCACCCGCCCCCUUACCGCGUCCCGCCCCGGCCUUCCUGUCCCCUCCCCAGGGACAGACCGGCCGCCUCUCCCUGCCUCCUGGGCUGCUGGCUGAGGACGGGGUUGCUUCGGGUGGCUCAGCCCUGUUCUCCCCGAGUCCGGCCAUUAACUCUUUCCCUCCCCAAGCCUGGGGUGGGGCACCCCAGGCAGCCGCUGACCCCUUCUCCCAGUGCCCACCGUGGACUCGAGAGGGGGCUUUUGUCUGCAGAGCGUCUUCCACCAGCAGAGCCUUUGGAAGCUCCCGGGAAGGGAGCCCCACCCAGGAGCCCUUUGGAGGGAUGCCUCAGUUGGGGCCAGGCUAGCCCUAGGCCCUUGCUUAUCCUAGCCCCCCUCAGCCUCCCGACACUGGAGGAAGACUUUUCUCCUAAGUCUACCCGGGACACUUUUUAGGGUGCCUGGAGAGAACUUUCCUCUCCACCGUGGCCCCUGUGUGGUGAAGAUCAACAGAAGUUGUUUGGGGAAAAAAAAAAAAUUUAUUAAAAAAUUCUAUUAUUUUAUCUUCUUCUGUAAGAUUUGUUGGCUCAGGACCUCAAAAGUCGGAGGAGGGCUUAGAACAAUCAGGAUUCCAGGGCCAGGAGGGUUAGAGAAAGGGGAUCCUUCCCAGGCCACCAAAGUGCUUCUUGCUGGCUGGAGAGCUGCUCCCCCAUGAUGAGAAGCUGAAGAUUGAGAAAGAGGGGUGACCCUGGAGUCCCAAGCAGGCCAUUGAAAUCUGGUGAAAUCUGACAGCCAAGAGUGGGUGCUGACAUCGCCUCACCUCCCAUUGGUCCGGGGAAGCAGCUACAGACGACCCUGAGUUGUCUGGUGCCUGAGGAGCUGAGGCUGGGGAAGGCCUCCAGCCUGGUUAACGGCUCCCUCCUAGGCCU